AUGAAGAAGGGCGAUAUAAGUAAACUUCAACGUCUAAUGGCUACCAAGCAGUCGAAUCCAAAAAAGAAGAAGGAUUUUCAGAAGCGCCCGAAACAACGAAAAAAGAUCGAACAGCUUCACCCUCGAAAAGACCGGGAUUACUUGGAUGUCAUGAUCAAGAGUUCUAUGUUUCGGUUUCUGAACGAGAAGCUGUACACUUGCACCAGUGAUGAGGCGCUCAACUUGUUCAAUACAGACAAACAAGCGUUCGAUAUUUACCACUCCGGUUUUCAACAUCAGCUCUCACAAUGGCCAUACGAUCCGCUACAGUGGGUUGUUGACUACCUUAAAUCUUGCGAAUUAAAUACGGAAAGAAAAGUUCGUCUUGCUGACAUGGGAUGUGGUGAUGCGCGCUUAGCUGGGCUCUUAGGAGAGCGGUUCAAAGUUUAUUCGUUUGAUCUGAUCGCGGUUAAUGAUAGUGUAAUCGCAUGCGAUAUGGCUCAUACGCCGCUCAAUUCGGCCCACCUGCACUUUGUGGUCUUUUGUCUAUCACUUAUGGGCACCAAUUGUCGGGAUUUCAUAUACGAGGCCAACCGCCUGUUGAAACGCAACGGUGAAUUGCUGAUUGUUGACGUUGCCAGUCGCUUUGAAGGAGCUUUUCCGGCCUUUCUCAAGAAACUCAAGCGCUUCGGCUUCCAAUGUGAAUUCUCGGAGACGACAGAAGACACCUACUUCGUCCGAGCUCGACUGAGGAAAACAGAGGAUUGCACGCAUACUCCCGUGUCCCAUAUGCCCGUACUCAAACUGAAUCCAUGUGUGUAUAAAAAACGCUAAUUUGUACUGCAUAUAACUUACUGACUGUAAAUACAACAUGGCAAUUCUUCUCUGUUUCUGCGUUCUGCUGUGUGAUUCCAAACUUACUUAUACUAUGCUUUCUCACGUUAAAGCCCUUCAAUGCGGAGCUAUGGAAACGGUAAUUGCUCAUGUGCGUGAAGGUAACCUACAAGAAGUUCGUCUGUGGUUGGACGACAUUGAAAACGAUGUGAAUCAGGGUGACGAGCAUCGAUUCAGUUUGCUUCAUUGGGCCGCUCGUGAAGGUCGUCUGGCGGUGGUGGAUUUGCUGGUAAUGCGUGGGGCGCGUGUGAACGCGACCAACAUGGGAGAUGACACGGCUUUGCAUUUAGCCGCUUCUCAUGGACACAUCGAUGUGGUGCACUUUUUGCUUAAGUGCCAUCGCUUCAAUGUUGAUGUGGCGAAUGAGCAUGGUAACACGCCGUUACACUACGCGUGCUUUUGGAAUCAUUUGGAAAUCUCUGAGCAUCUAAUUAAAAACGGUGCCAGUUUGAUGCAGGAAAAUAAGUAUGGUGAAACUCCAUUGGAAAUAGCCCGCCCACGUGCGGCAGCACUGUUGGCCCCAUUAGCAGAAGCACUCGGUCAUGACUUGUCUCGCCGCAAACCUUUUCGGGAUACCAGCUGGAUUGGAACAAAGACGAGGGCGCGCGAUGCUACCCUUUAUCGGUUAGAUGGGGAGUCGUGGGAUCCACGAGAAGUUGAACUGACAGGGGCGCUUGCAGAUGGACAUGGUGCUGAAGUACUGAAAGGUUCCUUCCGUCGUUGCCCUGUUGUAGUUAAAAUGCUGAAAUUACGCAAUUGCACGAUUCGGCAAGCCAGAGACUUCAAAGAGGAAUUUCCCCGCCUUCGCAUUUUCAAUCAUCCCAAUAUUCUUCCCGUGCUUGCCAUAUUCACUGCUACUCCAAGACUGUGCCUAGUCAGUGAUUACAUGCAGUAUGGUAGUCUGUACGACGUGCUGCAUCAACCUAAUGAACCCAAUGUGGACGGGACCGUGAUGGGCGUGGAAAUCAGUCAACGACAAGCUUUACGUUUUGCGGUCGAUAUCGCUAAGGCUAUGGAGUAUCUGCAUAGUCCCGAACUUAAGGUUCCGAAUUUUCGGCUCAACUCAAAGCACGUCAUGGUUGACGAAGAUAUCGCUAAAGUGGGCCUUGUGGAUUUUGAUGGAAAGGAGAAUGCUGGUGAUUCCCAGGCUUAUCGUGAUGAAUUUUUGGUCGCGCGACUGGACAUGGCCGACUACAAAUUUUCGUUCCAUGAGAAGGCACGCGAAUACAACCCGGCUUGGAUGUCUCCCGAAGCACUUCAGAAAAAGGCCAGUGAGAUCAAUCUUGAGGCGUCAGAUAUGUGGAGCUUCGGUGUGAUUCUCUGGGAACUGGUUACUCGCAUGGUUCCUUUCGGAGGGAUGAAUUCAAUGGUUGUGGGAAUGCAGAUUGCGACGGAAAAUCUUCGUCUCCCAAUCCCUCCCCAACUAGACGCACGUGUCGCGCGUCUGAUAGAACUCUGUCUGAAAGACGAUCCUGGCAAGCGACCUCGAUUUGACAGCCAGUUAAUUCAGCUUUUGGACAAAAUGCGUGAGCGUGCUGGUCAGUAGGAUUUUCACUCUUUCACACACGCACACACAGGCGCUUGGCAUCCUUUAUUUUACUGUUCUAGCAUGCUUUUUUUCUAUUCCCCGACACUUUUAACCGCUAUUUGUUUUUCUCUUGAUGCCUGUCUUUCGCCGCAUUUGUCUGCAGCUUUCUUUUGUUUUCGCUUAUUCUUCUCCUGGCUAAUGACAAUUAUACUUGUCAGUUUGUACUUUAAACCGUGCGGGCUUCCUUUUUACUUCACGCUGUUAGCAAUCUAGCUGUCUAUAAAAGUAUUUUUCUCAUAAUUGUCUGGGUAAUUUCUAAGCGCAUGUCACAGAAGAAAUACAUUACCU
Molecule: messenger RNA, 2749 nt
Organism: Opisthorchis viverrini
Lineage: Eukaryota; Metazoa; Platyhelminthes; Trematoda; Opisthorchiida; Opisthorchiidae
Exons: 9
Coding region: 851-2419 (522 amino acids)
Biological process (GO): integrin-mediated signaling pathway; substrate adhesion-dependent cell spreading; protein phosphorylation
Cellular component (GO): focal adhesion; stress fiber
Molecular function (GO): protein kinase activity; ATP binding; protein binding
Source: RefSeq, a predicted model, not a curated record